Rhagoletis pomonella (apple maggot) is the source of this 827-nucleotide messenger RNA. RefSeq names its product serine protease SP24D-like. The record is from RefSeq and is a predicted model, not a curated record. Gene Ontology annotation, molecular function: serine-type endopeptidase activity. The transcript has 2 exons. The coding region runs from base 1 to 762 and encodes 253 amino acids. Gene Ontology annotation, biological process: proteolysis. NCBI's taxonomy places the organism in Eukaryota, Metazoa, Arthropoda, Insecta, Diptera, Tephritidae.
AUGCAAGCGCGCCUCGUUCUAAUUUCCGCCUUUUUGGCACUGUUCAGCAUCAGCAGCAGCAGCGCAGCUCCGAAUGGACGGAUUGUUGGCGGUGUAGACGCAACUAUUGGACAAUUCCCGCAUCAGGUUUCGCUACAACGUGAAGACGGAUCCCACACCUGUGGCGGUGCAAUUAUUGACGAAAGCCACAUUCUUACAGCAGCACAUUGUGUUGUGGCCGGCAAUGGUAUUGAACCUUAUCCCGCUAAAUACUUCCAAGUGCGUGUUGGCAGCAUUCAGCGCACUGCUGGUGGUAAAUUAUUGCAGCUGAAGCGUAUAACCGUCAACAAGGCCUAUGGCAAUUUCUUAAAUGACGUAGCUGUCUUGGAAUUGGAGCAACCAUUGGUCUUUACAGACAACAUACAACCCAUCGAGUUGGCGGAUGAGGAAGUACCCGUCGGUGAGGAUGUAAUAAUCUCAGGUUGGGGACGUUUAUACACAGGCGGUCCGAUUCCUCAUCGCCUGCAAUGGAAUACACUUAAAGCUUUGAACACUGAGCAAUGUGAUGAGCUGAUCGGCAUGGGAGAUGACUCUCUGAUUUGCCUGGCUCAUGAAGCUGACAACGGUGCCUGCAAUGGCGAUUCUGGCGGUCCAGCCACAUACAAUGGUAAACUGGUGGGUCUAGCCGGUUUUGUGGUGAAUGGUUGUGGAAGCACUUACCCAGAUGGUUACGCUAAAGUAGCGUAUCAUCGGAAUUGGAUUUUAGCUAAUACUGGGAAAUAAAGUGGGGAAUAAAGAGUAAAUAAAAUAAAGUUUUAUGUGUGUUGAACUUUGUUACUGUUGCUCAA